This is a messenger RNA of Halichondria panicea, 867 nucleotides long. RefSeq names its product eukaryotic translation initiation factor 4E type 3-like. Gene Ontology annotation, cellular component: eukaryotic translation initiation factor 4F complex. Gene Ontology annotation, biological process: translational initiation. Gene Ontology annotation, molecular function: translation initiation factor activity; RNA 7-methylguanosine cap binding. The transcript is spliced from 7 exons. Lineage: Eukaryota; Metazoa; Porifera; Demospongiae; Suberitida; Halichondriidae. Bases 150 to 458 code for a protein of 102 amino acids. The record is from RefSeq and is a predicted model, not a curated record.
UUUGUUAAGCUAGAAAAAGAUUCCCUACAAGAUGGCUGACGGUACAGUGGCAGAAGACAGUACUCUAAGAACAGGGCGAGGUGGUGAAGAGAUGCGGACCAGCUCUCCCAGGCUAUCAAGGAAGGCAAGGGAAGAUGCCGUGGCUGUGAAUGAAUGAGCCUAGUGGGGGGGACCCUGAUAAUUAUCUCCUUAACUCAUCGUGGAUGUUUUGGCAUGACGCUACACGAAGAGGAGCAACUGCCAAAGAUUUCUUUGAGAAUCUCAAACCUUUGUGUACAGUCAAGACCAUCAAGGCAUUUUGGGGUGUGGUCAACAAUAUUCGUCCCAUAGAGCAGUUGGGCGAGAGAGAGAGCUACCAUCUUAUGAGGAAUGAGAAUAGGAGACCUAUUUGGGAGGACUCUGAUAAUGCUCAUGGUGGAUUGUGGUCAUUCAAAGUCAGAAAGAUGCACACAGUGUGAGUGUGUGGUGCACUUUGACCCCUGCUAGCCGGUGCUGGUGGGGCCGGGGGAGGGGAGAAUGAGGUACAUAAGAUUUCCAAUAUAGAAGCAUCACUGGCAAAGAGAAUUCUCAAGUCACAUGACCUCUCUCUGGGCUGGAGGUAGUUUCAGACUACACCCAUUUCCUGUUUUGAGGAGUACAACAGUGAUGACUAAGAGGUACAGAUUAUCAAGUAGCGUGUCCAAGGAGGACAGUAAGAGAGUCGUCGCCUUCCUCAACCACCCAGGACUACAUCUCAUUCAGCAGGGGUCAAGUACAUGUACCUGUGCGGAAGGCGCCCCCUGAACCAUCCACUACCCCUAAACGAUCCUCCAAUCGUCCCCCUGUACCCCCAGAUCCUGCUGCUAAGAAGAGGUCACGAGGGUCAAA